Molecule: messenger RNA, 2742 nt
Organism: Brenthis ino (lesser marbled fritillary)
Lineage: Eukaryota; Metazoa; Arthropoda; Insecta; Lepidoptera; Nymphalidae
Source: the annotation of a GenBank genome assembly
AUGGCGUCAGCCGAGUUUUUAGAACAAGCUUUGUCUACAGACGUUGAUGAGAAUGCUGUAAACGCGAUCGUGGGUUCCCUUGAAAAUCAUUUAGUGACGUCGGUCCCGUCAAUAACGUCACAGAACAAUUUAGUAAAUGUUAUUCCAAAUCAAAUUAGCAUUACAACAAGUGAAAAUACCAUUAUUGGACAAAAAUAUAACAAGGACCAAAGUGAUGGUGAAAUAGCUGUUGGGAAUUUUCAGUCAUCUGUUGUUUCCAGUGCAUCUUUUAGUGUACCGUCAUCAUUUGUAACACAAACAAAUCUAUCUCAAAGUGUUUCUAACUGUGGACCGUUAAAAAUAAUUAGUUCCCAGCCACAAACAUUAUCAGAAAAUAGUCUAAAGUUUUCAACUCAGUCUCUUGCGAACGGUUGUGUUAGUUUAUCUUCAUCACAAGCUCAAAUUGUACACACAGUGCAGGGAAACAGUAUUGGUCCUCAUUCAGGGAUUAAAACAAUUACUAUGCAACCACCCUUGGUUAUCAAACAAGGAACGUCAUCAGGUCAAGUGGGCAUGCAACCUGGUAUGGUUACAGUUCCUAUGACAGUGAAUUCUAGCAUGUCUGGUUCUAUACCGAAUGUUAUGACGAUAAAUAAACCUGGUGGACAGAAUGUUGUAGUUACAACACAGAAUUUAGGAUCAGCGCAACCUGCUAUGUUACCUAAUGUGCAGAUUUUGAAUAUGCGCCCGGGUGCACCAAAUGUCGCAGCACAAAAGUCAGUUGCAACAGUAUCACCUCGAGUUGUGAUUGGAACUCCACAGGUGGUUGGGACGAGAGCUGCCGCUCCUGGAAUAACGCUGCAAACACUGCAAAGUCUACAACAAGGGCAGCAAGGUCAUUUGUUGUUAAAGACUGAGAACGGUCAGUACCAGCUGUUGAGGGUUGGGCCGGCGCCCGCCAGCACCCUCACGGCGCCCCAGCAGACGCUCCGGCUCUCGACUGUGCCGGCUCACCCGGGCGUGGCGACUGUUUCGACAAGUGUUGCUACACCAGGCCAAAUGGCAGGGCAGAUGCCCGCUGGGCCGGUGGCUACGCCAGUACCGGCCGCCUCUGUGGCCUCCGUCCCUUCACCGUCUCUCUCGCAGCCAACUGUUACCACUCAGAAACCCCUAGACAAUACGAAGGAGAAAUGCAGAAACUUCCUUGCGAAUCUACUGGACCUUUCUAGUAAAGAACCUAAAUCUGUGGAAGAAAGCGUGAGAAAUCUCAUACAGGAGUUGAUAGAUGCUCAGGUGGAGCCUGAGGAGUUCUGCGAUAGGCUCGAGCGCUUGCUCAAUGCAAGUCCGCAGCCGUGUCUCAUCGGAUUUCUUAAGAAAAGUUUGCCCCUACUAAGACAAUCUCUCGUCACCAAGGAACUGGUGAUCGAGGGUAUCAACCCACCAUCGCCCCAUGUCGCUUUUUCAACACUCCCUGCACCGUCUGCUCAAAUCGUCACAGCCACUAACAAUAUACAACUGUCAGAGGAUGAGGGUAGUUCGAGUCCUACCCUCACGACCCUCCUGCCCCCCGUGAUGCCGAUCCUCCCGCGACCGCCCUCACCGAAACCGGUCGCGUUGUCCAUGCAAAACAUCUCUCAGUCGGAGGACGAGGGUAGUUCGAGUCCCGUCCUGACAACCCUCCUGCCCCCCGUGAUGCCGAUCCUCCCUCGACCGCCCUCACCGAAACCGAUCACGGUGACCGUGCAAAAUGUUGUGCAGCAAAAGCCCCCACCAAAGGCGGGUAGUACGAUCGCAGUUCUCCAGAAUAUUCCAGUUCACACGAAGAUAAAUGUGACCAAAGUGGGCAAGACAAUGCCGGUCAAUAGCAAGACGUUCACAAGACCCGCGGCUGCAUCGUCGGGUCUCUCAACUGUUCUGACUGCGGGGAAGUCCCUGUUAAAAGAGAAAGAGAAGAAGUCUGGGAUGCAGUUCGCCUCACAGCCCUUCGCUGAUGAUAAGAUGGCGGGCGAUGACGAUAUCAACGACGUGGCUGCUAUGGGAGGCGUCAAUUUGGCGGAAGAAACUCAAAGAAUUCUCGGUUCUACUGACAUGAUUGGCACACAGAUAAGGUCGUGCAAAGACGAGUACCUAAUUCCUAUAUCGGUAAUGCAAUCACGGUUAAAGGCAAUUACGGCGAAGCACGGCCUAGAAGAGCCAUCGGCGGAGGUGGCCGGCAUCAUGAGUCACGCGGUCCACGAGAGGCUGAAGAAUCUAGUGGAGAAACUGGCCGUCAUAGCUCAGCAUAGGAUCGACUUGCUAAUUAAGACGGACUCUCGGUACGAAGUAACACAAGAUGUGAAAGGUCAGCUUAAGUUCUUAGAGGAAUUGGAUAGAAUGGACAAGAAAAGAAGAGAGGACUCGGAAAGAGAAAUGCUUUUGAGAGCUGCCAAGUCGCGGUCGAAAAAUGAGGACCCAGAACAAGCUAAGUUGAAAGCUAAGGCCAAAGAAAUGCAACGCGCGGAACUGGAAGAGCUAAGGCAGAGGGAAGCCAACUUAACAGCCCUACAAGCUAUCGGGCCGCGCAAGAAGCCCCGCCUGGACGGGCCCGGUGGGGCAGGGGACUCCGUUCCUGGCACAGCCAACCAUGGGGCUGGAUUUUCUGGGCGCAGUCAGCUCGCUCUAAGAACUCGGCUCAAACGCAUCAAUCUCAGAGACAUGAUCUACCUCCUGGAACAAGAGAAAGAUACGGCGCACUCGGUCAUGCUGUAUCGCAGUUAUUUAAAA